AUGAAGUUCUUUAUCAAUCUGCUAUUGCUGGUUGCCGGUGUCGGUUACCUUUUGAACUCUUUGUAUGACAGUUGGUUACCACGCAACUACAUCUUUGAUCCAAAGACCUUGAAUGAAAUUUGCAAUGGUGUACUUGCCAAACACAACGGCAGCGAUGCUAGUGCCUCUACAGAAUCUCUUCUAAUCGACGUCAGAGACGCAUUGGCUAAGCACUACGGUGAUGAAUACAUUAACGAGUACACCAGAGAUGCUUGGGUCUUCAACAACGCUGGUGGUGCCAUGGGUCAAAUGAUUAUUUUGCAUGCUUCCAUUUCUGAAUAUGUCAUCCUAUUUGGUACCGCAGUUGGCACUGAGGGUCACACUGGUGUCCAUUUUGCUGAUGAUUACUUCACCAUCUUGAAGGGUGUUCAACGUGCUGCAUUGCCUUGGGAAGCUGAUCCAGAGGAAUACUUCCCAGGUAUGACCCAUCAUCUACAAAAGGGCUACGCAAAGCAAUACGCUAUGGAUCAAAACUCCUUCGCACUAGAAUUGGCUCAAGGUUGGAUCCCAUGCAUGUUGCCAUUCGGUUUCCUAGACACGUUCUCCUCCACUUUGGAUUUGUACACCUUGGGUAAGACCAUCUACUUGACUGCCAAGGAUAUGAUUAAGAACUUGGUCCAAAACCAAAAGUUCUAA
Molecule: messenger RNA, 675 nt
Organism: Nakaseomyces glabratus
Lineage: Eukaryota; Fungi; Ascomycota; Saccharomycetes; Saccharomycetales; Saccharomycetaceae
Gene: ERG2
Product: C-8 sterol isomerase ERG2
Biological process (GO): ergosterol biosynthetic process
Cellular component (GO): endoplasmic reticulum
Source: RefSeq, a predicted model, not a curated record